AUGAAAGCUAUUGCCGGCCGAGCUCUUCUGGAGGGCGCCUCGGAACCAACCGAGGUGACCAUUCUGUACGACACCAAGAUCCACAAAAUCCACAAGGGACUCAUCAACAAUGGAGAUUUGGAUGUCGACGAUUUCAUGUCCGUUCCCCCUGAGCAAGUGAUUCUUCCUGGCCUGGUCGACGCGCAUGUGCAUCUCAAUGAGCCUGGACGAACCGAAUGGGAGGGAUUCGCCACUGGCACCAAGGCCGCGGCUGCUGGAGGAGUCACCACCGUCAUUGAUAUGCCUCUUAACGCCAUUCCUCCCACUACCACCGUGGCCAACUUUGACACAAAGCUAGCAGCUGCGCGUGGCCAGUGCUGGGUCGAUGUGGGAUUCUGGGGAGGUGCCAUCCCAGGUAACUCCGAGGAUCUCGUUCCUCUCAUCGAAAAGGGAGUUCGAGGCUUCAAGUGCUUCCUCAUUGAGUCUGGGGUGGAUGAGUUCCCCUGCCUGGAGGUUCCGGAUGUCAAGAAGGCCCUCAAAGCCAUUGAGGGACACCCCACCAUAUUCAUGUUCCACGCCGAGAUGGCUAAUGGAGAGUCUACAGACCUUCCUCCCAAUGCAGACCCCAAGUCUUACAUGUCCUUCUUGCACUCUCGACCGGACAAGCUGGAAUUGACCGCCAUCAACUCAAUCAUUGAGGCCUCCAAAUCCUCGCCAGACGUGAAGCUUCACAUUGUUCAUCUGGCUACUGCCGAGGCUGUUCCCAUCAUCAAAAAGGCCAAGGAGGAGGGUGUUCCUCUGUCUGUGGAAACCUGUUUCCACUACCUCCAUUUCGCUGCCGAGUCCAUCCCCGAGAAGUCCACCCAGCACAAGUGCUGCCCCCCUAUUCGGACGGAAGACAACAGAUCCCUGCUGUGGAAGGCCCUAGAAGACGGUGUGGUGACCUCGGUCGUCUCAGACCACUCUCCCUGCACCCCCAAUCUCAAGGACUUGCAGACCGGGGACUUUUUCAAGGCUUGGGGUGGAAUUGCCUCCGUCGGACUGGGCCUACCCAUUCUGUGGACCACUGCUCGAAAGGACGGCCGAAAUGUGACUGUUGCAGACAUUUCCAAGUGGUGCAGUUACAACACUGCCGAGCAGGUGGGUCUGCUCAAGUCCAAGGGUUCCAUCAAGGAGGGUAAGGAUGCUGACUUCUGCAUCUUUGAUCCCGAGGCCAAGGUCAAGAUCACCACCGACAAGCUGCAUUUCAAGAACAAGAUCUCACCCUACAAGGAUGGCACUUUGGUGGGAGAGGUGCGACGAACCAUUGUUCGGGGCCAGGUCGUUUAUGACACCGAGGAGGGCAUGUCUCUCAAGCCUCUUGGCUCUCUGCUUCUUGAGCCUCGAACUGAGUGA
This is a messenger RNA of Yarrowia lipolytica CLIB122, 1374 nucleotides long. RefSeq lists its product as uncharacterized. Gene Ontology annotation, biological process: allantoin catabolic process; purine nucleobase catabolic process. The record is from RefSeq and is a predicted model, not a curated record. NCBI's taxonomy places the organism in Eukaryota, Fungi, Ascomycota, Dipodascomycetes, Dipodascales. Gene Ontology annotation, molecular function: zinc ion binding; cobalt ion binding; allantoinase activity. Gene Ontology annotation, cellular component: cytoplasm.